Messenger RNA from Eutrema salsugineum, 1811 nucleotides. Its product is annotated as beta-1,6-galactosyltransferase GALT29A. NCBI's taxonomy places the organism in Eukaryota, Viridiplantae, Streptophyta, Magnoliopsida, Brassicales, Brassicaceae. The transcript has a single exon. The record is from RefSeq and is a predicted model, not a curated record. Bases 445 to 1632 code for a protein of 395 amino acids. Gene Ontology annotation, molecular function: sialyltransferase activity.
UGUACACAACAUGGCUGCGCCUACACAAGAGAGAGAGAGAGAGAGAGAGAGAGAGAGGUUUAUUUAAUGGUUGAUUGAAUUGGAUCUCCGUUCUUUCAGAUCUCCAUUUCAGGGAUGCUAAAUCUCACAUUUUCUUAAGUUUAUUGAAAUCUUUCUUUUCUAAGCAACAAUGUGGUCUCCCUCUCUUUGACUUCAAUUUCACACAACCCUUCUUCUUCCUCCUCUUCACCUUCCUCUCUUUCUUUCCAGGUUCUUUUAUUAAUGGAGUUACCAUAUCAUGUUACUAUCUCAACUUUAUUAUAGCUUCACCGAAAUUUUGUGAAAACUUUCCUUUAACCCGCUAGAUCCCUCAAUGGAUCCGACUUCUAGCCGAAUAAGAUCCGACCCGCGCCGUCAAUUUUUGUUGGUUUAGCUUUUCGCGACGUUCUGAUUACGGCGGCGCCGAUGAAACGAUCCGUUAGGCCUCUCUUCAGUGCUCUCCUCUUCGGCUUCCUCGCCGCCACACUCAUCUGCAGAGUGGCGAUUCGCCGGAGAAGCUUCUCCUUCAGCUCCGCCAUAGCCGAGCUCGGUACCUCCGGUCUCAUGACGGAAGAGCUUGUAUUCAACGAGACGUUGCUCGAAUUCGCCGCCAUUGAUCCCGGCGAACCCAAAUUCAAGCAGGAGGUCGAUUUGAUCUCCGAUUACGACAACACUCGGAGAAGCCACCGCCGCUAUUUCAGCUCAAUGUCGAGGCCGAUCGAUGGCCGCCAUGGAAACCGAGACAUUCCUUCCAAAUAUCCGGUAACGCUUCGCUCCCCUCAGGUUUAUCGUUACUGGUCCGACUUCAAGAGAAACUUGCGGCUCUGGGCUCGUAGAAAAGCUUACGAACCUCAAGUCAUGUUGGAUUUGAUUAGACUAGUUAAAAAUCCGAUUGAUUCUCACAACAAUGGUGUUGUUUCCAUUUCUAGUAAAAGAUACUCAUCUUGUGCUGUGGUUGGGAAUAGCGGCACAUUGCUAAAUACCCAAUACGGAGAUCUCAUAGAUAAACACGAGAUCGUGAUUCGCCUCAACAAUGCGAAAACGCAGAGGUUCGAGAAGAAGGUGGGAUCGAAAACGAGCAUAUCUUUCAUAAACAGUAACAUUUUGCAUCAGUGUGCAAGAAGGGAAAGUUGCCAUUGCCAUCCUUAUGGCGAAACAGUGCCUAUCGUCAUGUACAUUUGCCAGCCGAUUCACGUUUUGGAUUACACUGUUUGCAAACCCUCUCACAAGGCUCCUCUGGUUAUCACGGAUCCGAGAUUCGAUGUCCUGUGUGCUAGAAUCGUCAAGUAUUACUCGGUCAAGAACUUCUUGGAAGAAAAGAAAGUGGAAGGGUUUCAGGAUUGGAGUAAAAGUCAUGAAGGCUCGUUGUUUCACUACUCGUCGGGUAUGCAGGCAGUGAUGCUUGCGGUGGGAGUUUGUGAGAAAGUUAGCAUUUUCGGGUUUGGGAAGUUGAAUUCAACCAAACACCAUUACCAUACUAAUCAGAAAGCAGAGCUCAAGCUUCAUGACUAUGAAGCGGAAUAUAAAUUGUAUCGUGACCUGGAAAACAAUCCCAGGGCCAUUCCAUUCUUGCCCAAAGCAUUCAAGAUCCCUUUGGUAAAAGUUUACCAUUGAAUAUACCACCAUCUCAAAAGAGUUUUGUCAGAAAGUUUGUGUUCAAGCAAAGAAGCUUGUUGGCAAGAGUUUACGCUUUCAUUUUGUCUAAGUCUCAAAGAUUUUGCUUGAGAUUGGGCAGUGGAGACGAAGGAUGUUGUCAACACUUUCCCAGUGAUAAGAGUGCUCUUUACAGUUUA